UUUAAUCGUUAUUACUCAUUAUAUAAUAUAAUUUCAACGUUUUAUAAGCAGAAAUAAAAAACACUCUCGCCGCCAUCAAUGGUGACAUUUCAUGCGUCAUUGAACUCAGCUGAUUUGUGAGACGGAGUUUUGCAUUCAAUCUUAGCAACGGUCACUUUGCAUCCUUUUUGGCUAUAUUUUCGGCAAAAUCAUGAAUUCUACAAUGCAGACAAUGAAAAGAAGAACUUUGAGAAGAAAUAAGGAGGAAGCAGCCAAAGAUGAGGAUAAAACUGGUGAUUUGACUGUGGAUUACAGGAUGGCUGAUAAUUUUGACCAAAAAGAGAUAAUAUUCAAUAUUCCACCCGGAAAUGCCUAUGCAAAGAGUAUUCUGCCAAUACGAGCAUUAUACAGAUUAUCAAUCAUUUUGACACAUUUCUGGUGGUUAUGCUUAGAUUGUUUGAUUGCCUUAUUUAUUCGUACUACCGAAGAACCCGAUGUUAUCGACAGAAGGAAAAAUAUCCUACACAAAUUGAGCAUCCUUUCAAGGGCUCUAUUCUUCACUGUGACAUUUCUCCUACUCUCACCAUUUGCAGUAAUUGGAUUUCUCAUAUGGUUACCAUUGCAAUUAUGCCUACCAAGGGCGUAUUCGUUCUACUCAGCAGAAGACGCUUACGAAAGGCAGCAUUUGUUAUUUUCUGAUACAACACCUUAUAAACAAAUGACUACAAUGAAAGAGGAUUCUAAUUCUAAUACCAAAUCAAAUAUUAAUAAACUGAUGUCGAAAGAUAUUUCAACUACUUCAUUUAUGAAUGUAAAAAAAUCAUAUGUUUUGGUAUCAGGGAAUGUUUGCCUUAUGCCAGAAUUUCUUGCUAAACUUAACAAUGUCAGUAAUUCCGUAAAAAGAGCAGAAAAAAUUUCGAAUCUGCUGUGUGGAAAUCAAAUACCUUCAAAUAGUCAUAAAGCGCAGAAUUACAUUGUGCAAAACGCAAAUGAUGGAAAAUUAUUGGACACUGAAAUGCUUGUGAAAACUGCAAGUGAAACCUCUGUCACGGCAAGCAGUUUUGGAAGUAGAUUUGAGAAUGAAAGUUGUUUGGAAGAUGAAGUUAUUUCAUUGGACUCAACCAGUGAAGCCUCUAUUCAAUGGAGUGUGUCAAGUAAAGAACGAGCCGUUUCUGAAAGUUUUCCAAAAUAUUGUGAUUUUCUAUGUUUGCAAGAAAUUUUUGACAGAAGAGCUGCUGAUGUAUUAUUAAAUGGACUUCGUAGCAAAUACCCUUAUAUAUUAUAUGAUGUUGUCUGGCCAAUACACCAUCGCCGAAUCAGUCUAUUGAACAGUGGUUUAUGCAUUGCAAGUAAAUAUCCAUUUCUAGAUGUAAAGUUCAAGGCAUUUCCUGAUGGAUUCAGAGAAGACAAAUUUGCUUGCAAAGGACUCUUAAUGACAAAGGUUUAUCUGGGAGAAUCUGAUGAUGGAAAACCACUCGUUGGAUAUCUUUCCACAACACAUUUACAAGCAAUAACCCACACUAAAGCAUCUCAAGUUCGAUGUAGACAACUUAAUUUAAUACAAGCAUGGCUGGAUGAUUUUAAAAAUAGUACAAAGAACAAGCACCAUACUGUGAUGUUUGAUAUUGUUUGCGGAGAUUUUAAUUUUGAUCAAGAAUCACACUUUGAAGAAGAUGAAAGAAAAUGUGAAUUUAGAAGAAUUUAUCGAGAUCCUUGCAUGAAUGAGAUGACAGGACAACAACAUAACUGGGUUAUAGGAACAGAAUUACUACCAGAGUGUAUACAUGAUCAAGCUGUAAAUUCGUCGAAAGGUCUGCAAAGGAUGUUGAUAUCAGAGUUGGAACGACCUCGUUAUGUAGCUUCUACUUUGCCUGCAAACUGUGCAAUGACUAAAAUGUCUGAUGGUCGAAGAAGAAUAGAUUAUAUUCUAUAUAAGCCUUGUGGUAACAAGAAAAUGGUUAUUAAAGAUUUCAAGUUUAUCACUGGUUUUGCUACACUUACUGAUCACAUUCCAUUGAGUAUGACUUUUUCUGUUGACGAUUGAUGGCCGACUAAUAUGCUGCUGGGUUUUAUCAUAUUGGAAUAGCGCAAUAUACUAAUAUUCGUGAAAGUUUUGCUAGGAGAAACCAUUAGGUUUUAUUUUCCGAAUAUGAUUAGGGCAAUAUUUUUGGCAAAUGAACUCAUGGUAAUUACUUAAAAUACUUGUUAAGAUUACUGGUUUAUAAAUCUCCAUAACUGUAUGGCUAUCUAUUUUUAUGAUCUUCUCUGAUAGUAAAAAUUAAUUUGUUCGUGCCAAAUUUCAUUCACUUCAUCGAAGUGUAAAAAGUAUAGUAUGUUCAAUGGUCUACUGUAGCUACGUAUGAAUGGCAGUCUAUAUGAAACUGUACAAGCGGAGGGCAACAAAAGUUCUAACAACUAAAUCUUAAUUCUGUUGAUAAAUUUAAUCUUGCCGAAAUCAUUUUGAAGCAAAUAAGUUUAUAUGAGAUUUUUUAUACUUUAUCUUGAGAGGGAGGAUGAAACCUGAUGGCAACAAUAUGCUUCUUCUGAGGUAGUGUCCUAACUUCCAUAUGCCACUGUCGUCAUUUGGUAAAAAAGCUUUAAAAAUGUCCAACUUUAUACAAGGUAAUUAAUAUCCUUCACGGCAAUAAGUUUAAACGGUACAAAUUUUUGUAUUACUCUUAUUACUGCAGUUUGAUUCUCAUUAAUUUAUUUUUUCUAUAUAUUUUAAACAUUCACAGAUAUAUUAAUAUGAUUAUAGUCUGACUGGCAGAUUGGUUCAUGUAAUUCAAGGUGUGAUGCCCCCAGCUCAAUAGGAUAGUGUUAACGAGCAUUUGAAGCUGCCAUUUCCUGGUACACUGAAAUACAUCGGGUUCGGUUUUAUUUGGAAAUGGGAAUUAUGUUUUAGACGCGUCGGCUAGCUGGAAAUGAAAUUUGGGUUUGA
Molecule: messenger RNA, 2920 nt
Organism: Styela clava
Lineage: Eukaryota; Metazoa; Chordata; Ascidiacea; Stolidobranchia; Styelidae
Product: sphingomyelin phosphodiesterase 5-like
Biological process (GO): sphingomyelin metabolic process
Cellular component (GO): cytoplasm; extracellular region
Molecular function (GO): sphingomyelin phosphodiesterase activity
Source: RefSeq, a predicted model, not a curated record